GGCCGACUUGAACCGAGGCUUUUAUUGCUGUAGUUUAUUUCCACCCCCUUCCCUCCUGUUCUCUCCCUCUCUCUCUCUCUCUUUCUUUUUUUUUUCCGCCCUAGCUGGGGCUGUGUUGGAGGAGAGGAAGAAAGAGAGACAGAGGAUUGCAUUUAUCCCUUCCGUUCCUGAAAUUUGCUACCAGCAAGGCCAGCUAAGCGGUUGCAUCUUUUUCAAUCCUGCAAAAAACACCGAGUCCCCUUCCUGACAAUUUUUGCUUUAAAUCUGAUCUCCUGAAAUUAAUUUUCUCCCGAGAGAGAUGUCUUAUCAGGGGAAGAAAAAUAUUCCACGCAUCACGAGUGAUCGUCUUCUGAUCAAAGGAGGUAAAAUUGUUAAUGAUGACCAGUCGUUCUAUGCGGACAUAUACAUGGAAGAUGGGCUGAUCAAGCAAAUAGGAGAAAACCUGAUUGUGCCAGGAGGGGUGAAAACCAUCGAAGCCCAUUCCAGAAUGGUGAUCCCUGGAGGAAUCGAUGUGCACACCCGUUUCCAGAUGCCUGACCAGGGGAUGACAUCCGCUGAUGACUUCUUCCAAGGAACCAAGGCAGCCCUGGCUGGGGGAACCACCAUGAUCAUUGACCAUGUUGUUCCUGAGCCUGGGACAAGCCUGCUGGCCGCCUUUGACCAGUGGAGGGAAUGGGCUGACAGCAAGUCCUGCUGUGACUACUCUCUGCACGUGGACAUCACCGAGUGGCAUAAGGGCAUCCAGGAGGAGAUGGAAGCUCUGGUGAAGGACCACGGGGUAAAUUCCUUCCUCGUGUACAUGGCUUUCAAAGAUCGCUUCCAGCUAACGGAUUCCCAGAUAUAUGAAGUACUGAGUGUCAUCCGAGAUAUUGGUGCCAUAGCCCAAGUCCAUGCGGAAAAUGGGGACAUCAUUGCAGAGGAGCAGCAGAGGAUUCUGGACCUGGGCAUCACUGGCCCCGAGGGACACGUGCUGAGCCGGCCUGAGGAGGUCGAGGCUGAAGCCGUGAAUCGUUCGAUCACCAUCGCCAACCAGACCAACUGCCCCCUGUAUGUCACCAAGGUCAUGAGCAAGAGUGCGGCUGAAGUCAUCGCGCAGGCCAGGAAAAAGGGAACUGUGGUGUACGGCGAGCCCAUCACCGCCAGCUUGGGGACCGAUGGCUCUCACUACUGGAGCAAGAACUGGGCCAAGGCUGCUGCCUUUGUCACCUCCCCACCCUUGAGCCCUGAUCCAACCACUCCAGACUUUCUCAACUCCUUGCUGUCCUGUGGAGACCUCCAGGUCACUGGCAGUGCCCACUGUACCUUCAACACUGCCCAGAAGGCUGUAGGAAAAGACAAUUUCACCCUGAUUCCCGAGGGCACUAACGGCACGGAGGAGCGAAUGUCUGUCAUCUGGGAUAAGGCCGUGGUCACUGGCAAAAUGGACGAGAACCAGUUUGUGGCUGUGACCAGCACCAAUGCGGCCAAAGUCUUCAACCUUUACCCCCGGAAAGGCCGUAUUGCUGUGGGAUCCGACGCUGACCUGGUCAUCUGGGAUCCCGACAGUGUCAAGACCAUCUCUGCCAAGACGCACAACAGUGCUCUUGAGUACAACAUCUUCGAAGGCAUGGAGUGCCGUGGCUCCCCACUGGUGGUUAUCAGCCAGGGGAAGAUCGUCCUGGAGGAUGGCACCCUUCAUGUCACCGAGGGCUCUGGGCGCUACGUCCCCCGGAAGCCCUUCCCUGACUUUGUUUACAAGCGUAUCAAGGCAAGGAGCAGGCUGGCGGAGCUGAGAGGGGUUCCCCGUGGCCUUUAUGAUGGACCGGUGUGUGAGGUAUCUGUGACGCCCAAGACGGUCACUCCCGCCUCCUCUGCUAAGACGUCUCCUGCCAAGCAGCAGGCCCCACCUGUUCGGAACCUGCACCAGUCUGGGUUCAGCUUGUCUGGCGCUCAGAUUGACGACAACAUUCCCCGUCGCACCACCCAGCGCAUCGUGGCUCCCCCUGGUGGCCGUGCCAACAUCACCAGCCUGGGCUAGAGCUCCUGGGCCACGCAGUCCACUUGGGGUGGGGGAUGGGACACUUGAGGACAUUCUGAGACUUCCUUCCUUCCUUCCUUUUUUUUUUUUUUUUUUUUUAAGAGCCUGUGAUAGUUACUGUGGGGCAGCCAGUUCUUGGGGCCCCUUGUUGGGCCCCACACUUCUCCACCUCUCACCUGGAGUUACUGAUUCUGCUCACCCACAUCCCUACACUUGUACUGAUAACACACCCACGUUUGUUCACCGUCCCCAUCCACGGAACUGCAUCCAACACUCAGACAUGCGAAACAAAGCAAAUCACGAGGGUGUUCUUCAUCACGAACUCUCCUGUAUGACUAGCAUCUUCCUUUUCACUGGGGGAAGAUAGAGUGAAUUGCCCAGAGCUGCCUUUAUCUUUUCUUUUAAAAUUUUCCAAAAUGUUUUCUUUGUGGGGUUGGGGAGGGAUUGGGGGUGGGGGAGAGGUGGUUUUUUGUUUUUGUUUUUGUUUUUUUUAAAUACUAAAUUGGAAAGUCUAACUUAAUAUUAAUAUAAGGGGUUUGAACUGGACAUCCUAAUGAUGCAAUUACGUAACCAUCAAGUUGAUUCGGGUGGUUGGCAAACUCAUCGCGUCUGUCCUGGGAGGCUCCACAUCCCAUUCCAUAGUCUUCUGAGUCAAUUGUGGAUCAAGGGCAGGUUUUCUUUUGUGGCCUAGAUUUUGCUGCCGAUGAAAUCGUUUGAGGAUUCUCUUUUCCUCUCUUUACUAUUUUCUGCAUGUUCUUUCACUCUCUCUUUCUCUCUUCUCCCACCCCCAACUCUUUCAUUCACAAAUACUUCCAAGUAUGUGUUUCUUGGUGUUUCCUCUAGUCCUGAUACCUGAGAUCUCCUUUUUCUCUCCUUCCUCCACUAGCUUCUGAAAUCUCCAGGUCUACCAUUACACUGUGGUCUUAGAACCUGCCUAGAAGGAUUGGAACGUCUCCAUCACUGUCAUAGUAAUACGUCACCCUAGUCCAUGUAAGACUGGUGCUAUCCACCUGCCAUUACGAGAAUAUACGUUUGAGUGUAGACACGUGCCAGGUGCAGGGACAGGAUGUGUUACCUCACCCACACGAUCACAACAUGGGCUCAGAGUGGAACCACAAACAGCGCCAAGGUGUCAAAAAACCUGAGGCUGCAGAACGUGAGGGUUUUAUUUAUUAAAUUUUUUUUUCUGUGCAGUGAAAGCUAAUUGGCUAAAGACUCAUUCAGCCCUGUAAAUCAAGCCCCAGUAACCGAAGCCAACCAACCCCAAUCUUCAGCUCAAAAGUGCUAAGUUGUGGGAGUGUGGCCCUAACAGCCUGCUGUUUUCAGGUUAAGUAUCUUUUGAGAUUCCAGAAUACACUGGGGCUUCUUUCUUUGCAGGGGGAAGGAAUAAAUAAAACACCCACCUAUUUUUUUUUUUUCUCAUCUGAUUAUUUUAAAAGAUGUCAUGCAAUAUAGGGAGGCCUUAUAAACUCAGAACAUCCUUCAGAAAUUUGACUUAAAGUCCAUUUUACUUGGAAGAGAAAAAAAAUACCUGUUUUCAGAACAACACGUCACAUAGAGCUAUUAUGGGGGGACUUUACAAGUUAAAUGUGUGACCCCCUUAGAGACCACAGUGAUCCCACAUCUGCAUUCCACUUCUCAUGUCUCAGUGACCCUCUCCCACUAGCUGGCUCUUCUGUGCCCGUCUCUGUCCCAGCUCAACUAGUGUUGCAUUUCUUCCCCGAUGUGUUGACAGUUUCUCUUAAGCAAUGUCGUGCUUGCAGGCUUUUAUAAAACCAAAUCUGCUUGUGUGAGGCAUAACAUCCCAAAGUAGGUCAUUACAUCCUCACAUUCUUCUUUCCACAUGUUUUGCCUUUGUGGUUCUGGUUGGGGUUUUGGUUUUAUUGUUGUUGUUUAUUUGUUAUUUUAAAGGUAAAUUGCACUUUUAAAAAAAAUAAUUGGUGGACUUUAAUAUAUUUGCUUUUUCUUCUCAUCUGCACUUAGAGGAAAUUUGAACAAGUUGGAAAACAAAAAUUUUUUGUUUCAAUUCUAAGAAACACUUGCAGCUCUUUCGUAUUCACUUGAGUCUUCCUGUUUUUCCCUGUAUCAGGUCAUGGUAAUUUGGGUUGUUUUUUGAUUGUUUUUCUUACAAAACAGUUUGAAACCUGAAGAUUUCUGCAGGCUGUGUAAGCAUGUUUACCCGUUGGCUUGCUUUGUGUGUCUGUUAAAUGAAUGUCAUAUGUAAAUUCUAAAAUAAAUUGACAGUGUCUCAGAA
Messenger RNA from Tupaia belangeri chinensis (Chinese tree shrew), 4271 nucleotides. It is a transcript of the gene DPYSL2, whose product is annotated as dihydropyrimidinase like 2. Lineage: Eukaryota; Metazoa; Chordata; Mammalia; Scandentia; Tupaiidae. Gene Ontology annotation, molecular function: hydrolase activity, acting on carbon-nitrogen (but not peptide) bonds, in cyclic amides. The transcript is spliced from 14 exons. The record is from RefSeq and is a predicted model, not a curated record. The coding region runs from base 299 to 2017 and encodes 572 amino acids. Gene Ontology annotation, cellular component: cytoplasm; cytosol.